AUGUGUAAAGUGAACGAUUUCUCAAAAGCUGUUAAUCUUCCAUCUUCCAAAACCGUAUCUUCACCAUCUCCACAAUCCUCACUCUCGCUCUCUCAUCUUCUUCGUUCUCCCUCACACAUCACUGCAUCUUCAAUCUUCAUUGAAACCUCCGCUCUUCCAUUCUUACACCAACAAAAUUUCACUUAUGUCUCCACUGAUGAUUCUGACCUUGAAUCUGACUCGCUCAAGCGUCCGCUGACAGGGCCAACUUUAGAUGAAUCGCUUCUACACUUCAAUGAGCUAGAUCCAUCUUUGAAAACAUCUGAUAUCUACUUGUCCAGCACCGAUUCAAACCUACCCCUUUCUCCUGCACCAAGUCCAACUCAGGUUGCUUGGUUGUACGUGGAAAUGAUGUGGCGUACUGUUCCGUCGCUCACACAUUUUCUAUUGUGA
Molecule: messenger RNA, 432 nt
Organism: Vicia faba (fava bean)
Lineage: Eukaryota; Viridiplantae; Streptophyta; Magnoliopsida; Fabales; Fabaceae
Source: the annotation of a GenBank genome assembly